Messenger RNA from Lonchura striata (white-rumped munia), 13647 nucleotides. The record is from RefSeq and is a predicted model, not a curated record. Lineage: Eukaryota; Metazoa; Chordata; Aves; Passeriformes; Estrildidae.
UUGAAUAGUACAAUGUUUGGAGCCGGAAGAAAGCAACUUUGGAAACGAAGCAUUGGCAGAGUGAUAAAGCAAAAGCUCAAGGAUGAGAGGGAGGCUAAACGUGCUCAUCUGGAUGGCAGACAUGAUUACUUACUGGAUAUCAUUGCCUCUUGUGUGAAUCUGGACAAAGCAGAAGAUGCUAUUCUUGAUGGAAACCAGCGUGCCUUCAAUUUAUGCAUGCUACAUUUCAGUGCUAAUAUUGUUGAGAAACUGAAGAAAGUCCAGUGGAAGACCAAGUACUUUGGCCUUCCAGGAAUAGGAAUGAACUCUCAUUUGACCAAGAAGAAGAAACUGAAAGUAUUUGUGACAGAGGGAAAAGAAGUUGCUUUAACUGGUGUAUGAAUUUUCUUCAUUAGAUCUAGUUUUUCUAAAUCAGUCACAACUGAGAAUAUUUAUCAAAUAAGGCAGUGGCUACUCCUCUCUGAAGUAAAUUUUAAUAUGCUGGAUAUAGGUCAAGAUGGUUUAUUAAAAAGUGUUGAGCAGUUGAUAUCAGAAAUAUUCAUUCCAGCCUUACAGGCUAUGGACAGUGGCUGGGUUGAACCUCAACAAGUUCCCAAUAUUAAGCAUGACUUCCUUCAUGCCCUUGAAGCAUUUGUUAGUGCCCUAUCAGGAACUCAGCAAAGUCUGUUGGAAAAGGUCAGCCUGAAGAAAUGUGAAACGUAUGAUCUGAAAACUCUAAGAGGACCUUCAGAUUACUUGAUGGUUGCUAACAGCAUAGAGGCUCUUGAAAAAAUAGAAGUCUGCAUGAGAGAAUGGACCAAACAAACUGUACAGGUUCUUGCAGAAAAUGACCAGUUGAGAAAAGAAGCAGAUGACCUUGGACCACAAGCAGAGCUUGAUUAUUGGAAAAAGAAAUUGUCAAAAUUCCACUACCUUAUGGAGCAGCUGAAGAGCCCAGAUAUGAAGGGAGUGUUUGGAGUACUCACUGCUGCUAAAUCCAAACUGCUGAAGAAGUGGCGAGCAUUGGAUAUUCGCAUCACAGACGCAGCAAAUGAAGCUAAAGAUAAUGUGAAAUAUCUGUAUUCUCUGGAAAAAUAUUAUGACCCAUUAUACAAUAGUGAUCCUGUGUCCAUUCUGGAUGCUAUUCCAGAGCUCAUAAAUGCAAUUAAAAUGAUUCAGAGUCUCUCUCAGUAUUAUAACACUUCUGAAAAGAUCUUCUCACUGUUGGUGAAGGUGACCAAUCAGAUGAUCACAGCGUGUAAAUCUUAUAUAGCAAACAAUAGCACAGCCACCAUCUGGAAUCAACUGCAGGAGAGAGUUGUGGAAAAGCUACAAGCAGCUAUUAGACUUAGACAGGAGUAUCAAAAUUGCUUCCACAAGAUAAAAGAGAAUUUGGAACAAAAUCCAGCUGAAAGACAAUUUGAUUUUAGUGAGAUAUAUAUAUUUGGAAAAUUUGAAGCCUUUCAUUGUCAUCUGGUAAAGAUAAUAGAUGUUUUCAGUACUAUGAGAACCUACUCAGUUCUACAGGAAUCUAAGAUAGAGGGAUUGGCAGCAAUGAUCACAAAAUAUCAGAGAAUUGUUGGCAACAUGAAGAAUAAGCAUUAUGAUUUCUUGGAUCAGCAGAAGACUGAUUUUGACCAAGACUAUGAAGAGUUUUGCAGACAAAAUGAUCUUCAUGAUCAAUUAAGGAGGUUCAUGGACAUCACCUUUGAAAGUAUUCUGAACACUGAAAGGGCACUGAGUAUGUUGCAGAAAUUUGAAAGAUUGCAAAUCCCAAAUUUUGGCAUUGAUGAAAAGUAUCAGAAAAUAUUUCAAAACUAUGAUGACAUAGAAACCGUCUGUAAGAUCUACACUAGGCACAAAAAGGACCCUCCACUGGCUCAUAAUCUGCCCCCAAUAGCUGGCAAGAUCUUGUGGGCAUGUCACCUAUUCCAUAGGAUCAAGGAGCCCAUGGUGACUUUCCAGAGACAUCCAGCAGUUCUACAAACACCAGAUGGCAAGAGCAUAAUCCGCAAUUACAACAAAGUAGCAAAAGUUCUUGUGAAAUUUGAGGUGAUCUACCACAGGGAAUGGCUUCAGCAGAUUGAGUUAACUAAAAGAGGACUUCAAGCAAAUCUCUUGGUAAAAGCUCCUGAAAUGGGAGAAUUAUUUGUGAAUUUUGAUCCUCAAAUAUUAACUUUAAUCAGAGAAACAGAUUGCAUGGCUUAUACAUGCCUUGAAAUUCCACCAUUUGCAAGUGUUAUUCAACAGCAGACAGACUGGUACAAGAAGAUUGUCAACAAUUUGCACGUGAUGUUGGCAGAAUACAAAAGAAUUAAACUGAAGAAACAACACCCUUUUGAACAACUCAUAGCUCCUCAAUCAGUAGAUGUAGAUAAUGCUAUCCAGCUAGGUCUAAGGACCUGGACAUCCCUGAAUAUUGAGGAAUACAUUAAUACACUUGUCUUGAAUCUUCUGUUUUCUUCAAAAGCUGGGCUGGAGUUAUUGCUUGAUCAAGUGAAUGGCUUGGUUGAAUUUCAUAUUGAUGCUGUCCUUCAAGAAAUUAGUAGAGUGACACUCUGUAUGUUUCCAGAAGAUGAACCACAGAGCUGUGAGGAAUUUCUUCAAAAGACUAAGGAGCUCUGCAUAAAAGGAUAUGGGACUUUACACUUUAAAAGCUCACUGGUGGAAGCCACUGUUAAUGAUCUGAUAAACAUGUUACUUGACACCAAGGAACAAUUCAGUAAAGAAGAUGAGAAGUCAAUUGUACCCAGUGGUGAAAAAAGGGACAAGAAUACAGCAAAAGAAGAGGAAAGAAGAUCAAAAAUCUUGACUUCCUCACAAAAUUCCAGUCAAACGUGGGCUGGCCUAUCUCUUACAACAAAGAGGAAGAGAAUGGAUUUAGAAAAAUUAGAGGAAGAAGCCAAUGAACUGCUUUCUUACUUCAAUGAUCGUAACAUUGAUGCCCUUUUGAAAGUCACUUGACACACUCUGGAGACUAUCUGCAAGCGCAUUCAUGCAUCUUCCACCAUCAACUUCUUAGAAAAUCACAGUAUAUCUAAGCAGAAAAAAGGUGCCUAUCCUAUAAUUAGGACUAAUAUUAACCUAUCUAUACCUAAUAUCAUCAUGACACCCUCUUUGGAUGAGGUACAGCAGAUGCUUAAUAAAGCUGUAGAUAGUAUUGUGAAAGUAAUGAAAGGAGUUCAACAUUGGAGUAAGGAGAGAAUAUCCAAGGAGAAAGUGUUAGAGAGAAAAGUUUUUCUGUUGCACACUUGGAGCAGAGACAAUAAUUCUGAUGAUGGAAUGAAAUAGACUGGAAAGAAAAACUUCCAUGACAGUGUAUCAGAUGCAGCAUCACUCAGUUCAUCUGAUGCAGUGCAAAGCCAGAGCUACUUCAGGAAUGUUUCAGGGAACAAAGAAAUUAUUGAAUUAGUAUCUUUACUCAGCAGUGCCAUUAAUUCUACAAAACAGGAAGUUGUUACAGCUUUGGAGAGGUUUAGUUGUUACCACCAUAUAUGGCAGAGAGACAAGGAGGAAACCAUUGACAAAUUCAUGUUGGGAAACCCAUUACUCUAUGAGUUUGAAUCUGAAAUUCUGCACUUCCAAGGCCUGGACCUGAAAAUUAAUUCUGAGCCUGAAUAUGUCUGCAUGAGAACUAUUGCACUGUACACUGUUGAUCUGAAGCUAGCACUUAGAUCAGAAACUAAAGCCUUGAUGACUUUGCUGGGGUAUCAUUGCAAUAAGAAGUACAGAACACAGAUGGAAGCUAUUUUGACUUUUAUAGAGGAAACUGGCAAGAAAUUAAAUCUCAGCAUCACAGACCAAGAUGACAUCAGAAUAGCCAUGUCAGCUUUAAAAGAGAUCGGAGAACUACAGAUCUCUAUUGACUCCCGUAUUGGCCCCAUUGAGGAAUCUUAUGCUAUGUUGAGCAAAUAUGAUCUACUUGUUGCCAAGGAAGAGACAGAGAAGGUGAACAUGUUGCACUACACUUGGGAAAAAUUGCUAAUCCGUGCAAAUGAAGUGCAGGAUGAGGUUGUUGCUUUGCACCCGAACUUCAGAGGAGAGCUUAUUAGUGCUGUGAAGACUUUUACUGAAGACUGUUCACAGUUCUACUCAGAUUAUGAUCAGAAUUGGCCAAUGGUGCUUGGUUUAACACCUCAGGAAGCCAAUGACAUGCUUACUAUAUUCCAGAAUCGAUGUGUUAAUCUCUUUCAGAAAUGCAUUACCUGUACAGGUGGACUUUUUGGUUUGCCAGUUACUCGAUGUCCUCACCUGCUUGAAAUAAAGAAGCAGCUGAAUCUGUUGCAAAAUCUCUAUAAUCUAUAUAACAGUGUCAUUGAUUCAAUCAGUGGCUACUAUGAUAUUCUUUGGCUGGAAUUAGACAUUGAAAAAAUUAACAGUGAACUUAUGGAAUUUCAGAACAGGUAAGAAACUGAUGGUUGCCAUAAACUCCCUUGUGCUGUAAAGGAAUGGCAGCCUUUUCUUGACCUACUGAAGACCACAGAGGACUUCAGUGAGUGUUGCCCAUUGCUUGAGAACAUGUCAAGUAAAGCAAUGAUACCUCGGCACUGGAACCAGAUUAUGGAUCUCAGUGAACACAGAUUUGAUGUGGAGAGUGAAACAUUCAAACUGAGGAAUAUAAUGGAAGCUCCAUUACUAAGACAUAAAGAGGAAAUAGAGGAUAUCUGCAUAAGUCCUGUGAAGGAGAGAGACAUCAAGCGUAAGUCAAAACAAGUGAUAGCUGAAUGGGAUAACAAGAUGUUUGUCUUUGCAAACUUUAAAACUCGUGGGGAGCUUCUUUUAAGAGGUGACAGCACAUCAGAAACUAUUGCUGCACUGGAGGACAGCUUGAUGAUUUUUGGUUCUCUCAUGAAUAACAGAUACAAUACACCAUUCAAGACAGAGAUUCAGAAAUGGGUGCACUAUCUUUCCAACACAACGUAUAUAAUUGAGAACUGGCUGACUGUGCAGAACUUGUGGAUUUAGUUAGAAGCUCUUUUUAUUGGUGAUGAUAUAGAAAGACAGCUUCCAAAAGAAGCAAAGCGUUUCUCUAACAUUGAUAAAUCCUGGGUGAGGAUCAUGGCCCAAGCUCAUGAAACACCCAAUGUUGUUCAGUGCCGUGUUGGAGAUGAGAUAAUGGGACAGUUAUUGCCACAUUUACUGGAACAGCUUGAAAUCUGUCAGAAAUCACUCACAGGGUACCUGGAGAAAAAGUGCCUGCUAUUUACACGAUUCUUCUUUGUGUCAGAUCCUGCUCUCUUAGAAAUUCUUGGCCAGGCAUCCAGCUCUCACAAUAUCCAGGCACAUUUGCUGAAUGUGUUUGACAACAUUAAAAAUGUCAGGUUCCAUGAAAGGGUAUAUAAUGAUCGUAUAUUGUCAUUCAGUUCACGAGAGGGUGAGACCGUAGAGCUGACUAGACCUGUAAUGGCUGAAGGUUAUGUGGAAGUUUGGCUCAGCUUUCUGUUGAAGGAAUCCCAGCUAUCCCUGCAUCAAGUUAUUCGCCAAGCAGCUAUGGACAUCCAGGAAACAAGUUUUGAGAUUAUUGCAUUUCUUUCUACUUAUCCAGCCCAGGUUGGGUUAUUGGAGAUCCAAAUGAUUUGGACAAGAGACUCAGAAGAAGCUUUGACUCUUGCCAAGCAGGAUAAAAUUAUGCAUAAGACAAACCAGAUUUUCCUGGAACUUCUGAACAUGUUGAUAGAUAUGACAACAAAAGACCUUAGUCCAUUUGAGUGAGUUAAAUAUGAGACAUUAAUCACUAUUCAUGUGGAUCAGAGGGACAUUUUUGAUGGUCUUUGCUGCAUGCAUAUCAAGACCCCUAUGGACUUUGAGUGGCUGAAACAAUUUAGAUUUUAUUUUAAUGAAGAUUCUGAUAAAAUGGUGGUUAAGGUCACUGAUGUGAGCUUUACAUACCAGAAUGAAUUCUUGGGCUGUACUGACAGGCCAAGACAGUUGCCUUUUAGAUGUUACAUCACUUUGGCUCAAGCUUUGGGCAUGAACAUGGGUGGAGCACCUGUGGGACCUGCAGGAACCGGAAAAACUGAAACUGUGAAAGAUACGGAAAGGUGCCUUGGAAAAUAUGUAGUGGUCUUCAACUGUUCAGACCAGAUGAAUUUCUGAGGACUUGGAAGGUUCUUCAAAGGUAAGAUGUGUACCAAAGGUAAGCUGUUGAAUCCAGGAUAUGCUGGGUGGCAAGAACUUCCUGAAAAAUUGAAGACCAAUUUCCAUUCAGUGGCUAUGAUGGUUCUGGCUAUGAUCGUCAGAUCAUAAGUUAAAUUGGCUAGUUGUGGUUUCAUUGCUAAUGUUAUGUUGGCAAGGAAAUUCUUUACACUGUACAAGCUGUGUGAAGAACAGCUGUCCAAGCAGGUGCAUUAUGAUUUUGGCUUGCAGAAUAUAUUGUCUGUGCUGCGUACACUGGGAGCAGCAAAAAGAGCAAAUCCCACAGAUACUGAAUCUACCAUUGUCAUGCAUGUUCUGAGAGAUAUGAACCUGUCUAAACUGAUUGAUGAAGACAAACCCUUAUUUCUGAGUUUAAUUGAAGAUCUGUUUCCAGAUAUCCAGCUUGAUAAAGCAGGCUAUCCUGAACUUGAAGUAGCCAUUGAUAAACAGGUGAAGGAAUCUGGCCUUGUUUGUCAUCCUCCUUGGAAACUGAAAGUUAUCCAGCUUUUUGAAACCCAGAAAGUAAGGCAUUGAUUGAUGACACUAGGACCUAGUGGUGCAGGAGAAACUACCUGCAUCCACACCUUAAUGAAAGCAAUGACAGGUCACCAUAUCUGGAUAGUUCUUGAUGGUCCAGUUGAUGCUAUUUGGAUUGAGAACCUUAAUUCUGUCCUGGAUGACAACAGGACUCUAACACUAGCAAACAGUGAUCGGAUACCUAUGGCACCAAAUUGCAAAAUAGUCUUUGAGCCUCAUAAUAUUGAUAAUGCUUCUCCAGCAACAGUUUCAAGAAAUGGGAUGGUGUUCAUGAGCUCAUAAGUUCUCACCUGGAGUCCUAUCCUUGAGGGAUUUUUGAAAAAAUGUUCUUUUCAAGAGGCUGAAAUUCUACGUCAGCUGUAUUCUUCAUCAUUCCCAGACUUGUACCGCUUCAGCAUUCAGUCUCUUCAUUGUGAGACUGAGAUGUUGGAAGCCUUUGUGAUUAUGCAGAGCAUUAAUAUGCUGCAAGGCCUUAUCCCACCUAAGGAGCAAGGUAGGGAACUGACUCCAAAAUAUUUGGAAAGGCUGUAUAUGUUCUCUCUCAUGUGGAGCAUAGGAGCAUUGCUAGAGCUGGAGGACAGGUGCAAAAUGGAAUACUGGCUUCGAAAACACACAACAGUAAAGCCUGAUCUUCCUUGUAUCCCAGAAGCUAGUGAAGAUAAUGACUAUUAUGCGGCAUCUGAUGGUACAUGGAUGCACUGGAAUACACAUGUUGAAGAGUAUGCAUAUCCCACUAGUGGUACCCCAGAGUAUGACUCAAUUCUUGUGCCUAAUGUUGACAAUGUGAGAAUGGAUUUCCUUAUUGGAACCAUAGCAAAACAGGGCAAGGCUGUCCUACUAAUUGGUGAGCAAGGAACUGCGAAGACUGUUAUAAUCAAAGGUCUUACAUCAAAAUAUAACUCUGAAAGGCACAUAACUAAGAAUUUGAGUUUUUCAUCUGCAACGACCCCAUUCAUUUUUCAGCGUACAAUAGAAAGUUAUGUGGAUAAGUGCAUGGGCACAACUUAUGGUCCACCUGCAGGCAAAAUGAUGACAGUCUUCAUUGAUCAUGUGAACAUGCCCAUAAUCAAUGAAUGGGGAGAUCAGGUCACUAAUGAGAUAGUUAGGCAACUGAUGGAACAGAAAGGACUGUAUAACCUGGAAAAACCUGGGGAAUUUACCAACAUCAUGGACAUUCAGUUUUUGGCUGCCAUGAUCCACCCUGGGGGAGGUCGCAAUGAUAUUCCACAGAGGCUGAAGAGACAAUUUUCAGUGUUCAACUGUACUCUGCCUUCCAAUUCUUCCAUUGACAAAAUUUUUGGUGUAAUUGAAGAAGGACAUUACUGUAGCGAGCGGGGAUUUUCAGAUGAUGUGAAGGAAACAGUAGCCAAAUUGGUUCCAUUGACACGCAGACUGUGGCAGAUUACCAAACUAAAAAUGUUGACCACACCAGCCAAGUUUCAUUAUGUCUUCAACCUUCGAGACCUCUCGAGGAUUUGGCAAGGAAUGCUGAAUGCUACAUUGGAAGUGAUCAAUGAACCGCAGGUGCUGAUAAAACUGUGGAAGCAUGAAUGCAAAUGUGAUAUUGCUGAUCGUUUCACAACCUCAGAAGAUGCUAAUUGGUUUCACACAGCUGUGGCAAAACUCAUUGAGGAGGAAUUUGAAGAUCCAAAAGCUUUGCUGCAUCAUGAAGCAGAUGCAUUCUUUGUUGACUUCUUAAGGGAUGCACCUGCAAGAAUGGAUGAGAAACCAGAGGAAUAUAAUUUAGAUAUUCCCAAAGUCUAUGAACCAAUCUCCUCAUUUCAUCAGCUACGGAAUAGUUUAAAUAAUUUUUUAUAUACAUACAAUGAGAAUGUUCACGGUACUGGAAUGGACAUGGUUUUAUUUGAGGAUGCUAUGGUUCAUUUAGUCAAGAUUUCUCGUAUGAUUCACACUCCUCGUGGAUAUGCUCUCUUAGUUGGAGUUGGCAGCUCAGGAAAGCAGAGCUUGACAAGACUGACAUCCUUCAUAGCUGGGUAUGACACUUUCCAGAUAAUGUUGACAAAAUCACACAACACUUUAAACUUGAUGGAAGAUCUGAAACUCUUAUACAGAACAGCAGGACUGCAAGGCAAAGGCACCUGUUUUCUUUUUACAGACAAUGAGUUCAAAGAUGAGUCUUUCUUAGAAUACUUGAACAAUGUUUUGUCAUCAGUGGAAGUGUCAAACUUAUUUACACGUGAUGAGGUAGAUGAGAUCAUUAGUGAUCUCAUUCCCUCCUUCAAAAAGGAGCAUCCACAAAGACCUCCAACCAGUGAAGCUCUGUAUGACUAUUUCAUGGUCAGAGUCCAUCAGAACCUUCACGUAGUUCUUUGCUUCUCACCAGUAGGUGAAAAAUUCUGAAAUAGGGCCCUGAAGUUCCCUGCUCUCAUUUCUGGAUGCACUAUAGAUUGGUUCAGCCAAUGGCCUAAGGAUGCUCUGGUGGCAGUGUCUGAACACUUCCUGUCCUCAUUUGAUAUGGACUGCACUGCUGAUACAAAGAUGGAAAUUGUGCAGUGUAUGGGCUCAUUCCAGGAUGGAGUGGCAGAAAAGUGUUCUGAUUACUUUCCAAGUUACAGAUGUUCUACACAUGUGACUCCCAAAUCCUACCUGACUUUUAUUCAGGGAUAUAAAACUACAUACAAAGAAAAGCAUGCUGAAGUGCAAAUAUUAUCAAACAGAAUAAAUACUGGUCUGGAAAAAUUGAAAGAGGCCUCUGAGUCAGUGGCUGCUCUAAGCAGAGAACUGGAAGUAAAAGAAAAGGAGCUUCAAAUUGCCAAUGAAAAAGCUGACAUGGUAUUGAAAUAAGUUACUGUAAUAACAUAGGCUGUUGAGAAUGUGAAGGGUGAUGUUCAGAAAGUGAAAGACAAAGCCCAAACUAUUGUAGACAGUAUCACAGUUGACAAAGCCAUUGCUGAACAGAAGCUGGAAGCUGCCAAACCUGCUUUGGAAGAGGCAGAGGCAGCCUUACAGACAAUAAAACCUGAAGAUAUUGCCACAGUGCACACACUGGGUCGACCUCCUCACCUCAUCAUGUGUAUUAUGGACUGUGUGCUGCUGCUCUUCCUGCGUAAAGUCAACCAUGUGAAAAUUGAUCAGGAAAAACACUAUACUGUCCCAUCGUGGCAAGAAUCGCUGAAGCUGAUGACAACAGGGAACUUCUUACAGAGUCUCCAGCAAUUUCAGAAAGACACAAUUAAUGAUGAAUUGGUAGAACUUUUGAGCCCUUAUUUUGAAAUGGUGUACUACAACACUGAGACAGCUAAGAGAGUAUGUGUACAUGUUGCUGGCCUUUGCUCAUGGAUGAAAGCUAUGGCACUAUUUUUUUCCAUCAACAAAGAAAUAUUACCUUUGAAGGCUAAUUUAGCAAUUCAAGAGAAACGCCUAACCAGUGCUAUGCUGGAUCUGCAGAAAGCUCAAGAAGAACUAUGAGCCAAGCAAGAAGAAUUAGAUAUUGUGCAGGCAGAGUAUGAAAAUGCAAUGAGAGAAAAACAGACUCUGCUGGAAGAUGCUGAGCAUUGCUGACAUAAAAUGCAAACUGCCUCAAGCCUUAUAAGUGGUUUAGCAGGUGAAAAAGAGAGGUGGACAGAACAGAGUAAAGAAUUUGCCAUGCAAACCAAGAGGUUAGUUGGUGAUGUACUCUUGGCUACAGCUUUUCUGUCCUAUUCUGGUUCUUUUAACCAAGAGUUCCGCAGUCUGCUGUUAAAUGACUGGCAAAAGGAAAUGAAAAACUGAAAAAUUCCUUUCUGUAACAACUUGAACCUCAUAGAAAUGUUGACUGAUGCUCCAACUAUCAGUGCAUGGAACCUGCAAGUAUUGCCAAAUGACAACUUAUCCAUACAGAAUGGAAUAAUUGUCACUAAAGCAUCUUGUUAUCCUUUGUUAAUUGAUCCACAAACACAGGGUAAAAUUUGGAUUAAAAAUAAGAAAGGCAGAAAUGACCUUCAGAUCACUUCUUUGAAUCACAAAUAUUUUAGAAACCACUUAGAAGACAGCCUUUCUUUGGGAUGACCUCUUUUAGUAGAAGAUAUUGGAGAAGAGCUGGACCCAGCACUUGAUAACAUUUUGGAAAGAAACAUCAUUAAAACAGGUUCAGCCAACAAGGUAAAAAUUGGUGAUAAGGAAGUGGAUGUUAUGAAUGGCUUCAGACUUUACAUUACUACAAAACUGCCAAAUCCUUGUUACUCUCCUGAAAUUAGUGCUCAAACCUCUAUCAUUGACUUUACUGUAACCAUGAAAGGUCUUGAAAAUCAACUCUUAGGCAGAGUCAUUCUCACAGAGAAACAGGAAUUAGAGAAAGAAAGAACUGUUCUUAUUGAAGAUGUGACUAUGAACAAAAGGAGAAUUAAAGACCUAGAAGAUAACCUUUUAUUUUGACUUAAAAGUACGAAGAGUUCUCUGGAGGAUGAUGAGACUCUACUAAUUGUAUUGAGUAACACUAAGAAGACUGCUGAAGAAAUAACACAGAAACUGCAAACUUCUGCUGAAACUGAAGUACAGAUCAAUUCAGCCCGCGAAGAGUACAGACCUGUUGCAACACGAGGUAGCAUCUUGUACUUCCUUAUCACUGAGAUGAGCAUGGUCAAUGUCAUGUAUCAGACAUCACUUCGAUGGUUUUUGGGGCUUUUUGACUGCUCCCUAGCCAGGUCUACCAAGAGCCCUAUAACCAGCAAGAGUGUUACCAAUAUUAUUGAAUAUAUGACAUAUGAAGUAUUCAAACAUAUUGCCCGAGGGCUCUAUGAGGAGCAUAAAUUUCUUUUCACAUUACUUCUUACUUUGAAGAUUGAUAUACAAAGAAACAGAGUGAAACAUGAAAAAUUUCUGACACAUAUUAAAGGUGGUGCUUCCCUAGACCUUAAAGCUUGUCCUCCUAAGCCAGCUAAAUGGAUUCUAGAUAUGACUUGGUUGAACUUGGUGGAGCUCAGUAAGCUUGAACAGUUUUCAGAUAUUCUUGAUCAAGUACGUAAGAAAGAGAAACAGUGGAAAAUCUGGUUUGAUAGUAAGAAUCCCGAAGAAUAAUUGGUUCCUAGUGGCUAUGGUCAAUCUGUGGACUGCUUCAGACAUCUUCUUCUUAUCAGAUCUUAGUGUUCUGACAGGACCAUAGCUCAGGCAAGAAAAUAUAUCACUGACACUAUGGGGGAGAAAUACGCAGAGGGAGUCAUCUUGGACUUGGAGAAAACAUGGGAAGAGUCAGAUCCACGUACUCCCCUCAUAUGCUUUCUUUCCAUGGGCUCUGAUCCUACGGACUCAAUUAUUGCUUUGGGAAAAAGACUGAAGACAGAAACAUAUUGUGUUUCCAUGGGCCAGGGGCAAGGAAUCCAUGCUCGUAAACUUCUACAGCAGACAAUGGCUCAUGGAGGUUGGGCACUUCUGCAAAACUGCCACCUUGGACUUGACUUUCUGGAUGAGUUAAUGGACACAGCAAUAGAGACAGAGAAUGUUCGUGAAAUCUUUAGAUUUUGGAUUACAACUGACAUUCACAAACAAUUCCCCAUCACCCUUCAAAUGUCCAUUAAGUUCACCAAUGAACCACCACAAGGGCUCAGAGCUGGACUAAAGAGAACAAAAAAUGGCAUGGUUAGCCAUCAAGUGCUCUUUACACUACAUAAAAUAAAGGACAAAGUCUGUAUCAACCAGGAUUUAUUAGAUGCCAGUAAAAUGGUGCAAUGGAAACCACUGUUGUAUGCUGUAGCCUUUCUGCACUCCACCAUUCAAGAAAGAUGCAAAGUUGGGUCUCUGGGUUGGACUAUUCCCUAUGAGUUUAAUCAAGCUGAUUUCAAUGCUGCUGUGCAGUUCAUUCAAAACCACUUGAAUCGCAUGGAUACCAAGAAGGGGAUCUGCUGGAGUACUGUUUGUUACAUGACAGGUGAGAUCCAUUAUGGUGGUCAUGUGACAGAUGACUUUGACAAAAGACUCAUGAAAACCUUUGUAAAGAUUUGCUUAAGUGAAAACACAUUCAGUCAGGAAUUCAGUUUCUACAAAGGAUACAGCAUACCCAAAUGUACUAUGGUGGAUCAAUACCUUCAGUACAUACAGAGCUUUCCUGCUUAUGACACACCAGAGGUGUUUGGUUUGCACCCCAAUGCGGAUAUCACCUACCAAAGUAAAGUUUCCAGAGGUAUAUUGGACACCAUCCUCAGUAUUUGUCCUAAAGAUAGCUCUGGUGGAGGAGGUGAAACUCAAGAGGCAGUUGUAGCCACACUGGCUGAUGAUAUGCUGGAAAGACUUCCUGCUGAUUAUGUACCAUUUGAAGUAAAAGAAAAACUAAAGAAUAUGGGACCUUUUCAACCUAUGCACAUAUUUUUGUGACAGGAGAUUGAACAAAUGCAGAGAGUUAUUUCUUUAGUGAGAAGCACUCUGACUGAUCUGAAACUUGCCAUUGAUAGGACAAUAGUUAUGAAUGAAAAUCUGAGGGAUGCUUUAGACUGCAUGUAUAAUGGAAGGAUUCCUGCUAGCUGGAAAAAGGCAUCUUGGCUUUCCAGUACUCUUGGUUUCUGGUUUACUGAGCUUCUAGAAAUAAACCACCAGUUUUACAAGUGUAUUUUUGAAAGUCGACCAAACUGUUUCUGGACGACAGGGUUUUUUAAUCCCCAAGGAUUUUUAACUGCAGUGAGACAGGAAAUAAUGAGAGCCAACAAAGAAUGGGCUCUUGACAGUGUAGUCUGCAAUGAAGUCACAAAAUGGAUGAAGGAUGAUAUCACAAGCCCUCCUUCAGAAGGUGUCUAUGUGUAUGGGCUGUAUUUAGAAGGAGCUGGUUGGGACAGAAGAAACAUGAGACUGACAGAAUCUAAGCCCAAGGUGCUCUUUGAGCUGAUGCCAGUUAUAAGGAUAUAUGCAGAGAAUAACACUGCAAAAGAUCCACGUCUGUAUUCAUGUCCGGUCUACAAAAAGAGCAGUCGAACAGAUCUUAAUUACAUUGCUGUUAUGGAUCUUAAAACCCGUCAGCCUACAGAGCACUGGGUACUCCAUGGAGUAGCACUUCUGUGUGAUGUCAAGUAA